UUCAAAAUAUGGGAAUAUUAGCUUUAAGUAGUAACAAAAUCUUUGGUCCUAUCCCUUCUUCAUUUGGCAACUUAACAAGACUGAUCCAACUCUAUUUAUUCGAAAAUAACUUGACAGUUUUACUUCCAUCGAGUUUUGAAAAUUGUAAAUCUUUGCAGGUCUUGCACCUACAAACCAACAGACUAAGUGGUAGCAUACCCAGGCUUCCCUAUUUUUCAAUUAUUAGUCUAGACUUGAGCAAUAACUUAUUCACUGGUACACUUCCUAUGGAAGUUGGUAAGUUAGAAAACAUUAUGGAGUUGUACGUCGACAGAAACAAGUUAUCUGGUGAAAUACCGAGCUCAAUUGGCGAGUGUUUAAGCUUAAUAAAACUAAGCUUGGAUAAUAACUUGUUUCAAGGAGCCAUUCCUUCAGCUAUUACUUCCUUAAAAGGUCUAGAAAGUUUAACACUUUCCCACAAUAAUUUUUCCGGUAUAAUUCCAAAAGGCUUUGAGAAUUUAACGACGCUCAUUCAUCUGGAUUUAUCUUAUAAUAAUUUGGAAGGAGCGGUACCAAAUGACGGAGUCUUUGAAAAUGCAAGUAGAUUUUCAGUUGAAGGGAAUAGUAAGAUUUGUGGUGGUAUACCUGUUUUGAAGUUGCCGAAUUGCUCCAUACCAUCAAACCCAAAUACCAAGCUAAAACAAAAGAAAUCAAUGCCUGCCAAAGUUACUAUUAUCAUCAUAAUCGUGGUUUUGUUUGUAACUUCUAUUGUGAUUCUUGCUGCUCUUUACCGGAGAAAGCAGUCAAAAACCAAACUGUCAUCUACAUCUUUAGAUAUGGGUGAACGGUUCAAUGGUGUUUCUUACAAUGAUCUUCUUAAAGCUACCAAUGGAUUUAAUGAUAUUACCAACUUGCUUGGUGCCGGAAGUUUUGGUUCUGUGUACAAGGGAAUUCUUUCACAACAUGAAUCCAAACCUGUUGCAGUGAAGGUUCUACACCUUCAACAAAGAGGUGCAACCAAGAGUUUCUUGGCUGAAUGUGAUGCCUUGAGGAAAGUUAGACAUAGAAAUUUACUCAAGAUUGUAACUUGUUGUUCGAGUACUGAUUUUCAAGGUAAUCCUUUCAAAGCACUAGUUUUUGAAUUCAUGGUUAAUGGUAGUCUUGAGAAUUGGCUGCACCCCAGUGAAGAUGCCACACGUAAUGAUGAUGAGAUACAUGUGAAGAAUCUGAACCUGGAAAGAAGAUUGAAAGUUGCAGUCGAUGUUGCUUCUGCAUUAAAUUAUCUACACCAUGAUUGUGAAUCCCCCCUUGUUCAUUGCGAUUUGAAGCCUAGCAAUGUCCUUCUUGAUGAUGAUUUGAUCGCGCAUGUGGGUGAUUUUGGCUUGGCUAAGUUCCUCCAUCACAACUACAAUACUUCUCGACAGCUGAUUGAACCAAAUGCAAGUUCAAUUGAAAUAAAGGGCUCCAUUGGUUAUGUUGCUCCUGAAUAUGGAACGGGUGGUGAAGUGUCUACUCAGGGCGACGUCUACAGCUAUGGGAUACUCUUAUUAGAGAUGUUUACUAGAAAAAGACCAACUGAUAACAUGUUUAAGGAUGGUUUAAACAUUAAUAGCUUUUCUAAGAUGCAUGCAUUCCCAGAGAGAAUCCUAGAUAUCGUUGAUUCAAGAUUGCUGCUGGAAUUGGAAAAUGAACAUCUUGAAAAUGUUGGAACAAACAAUUUUAAUAAGCCACGAAGCAGAAGAAGAAACAGAGCAAGACAUACUACGAGAGAAAUUUUAGCUUCUAUUAUUCAGAUUGGAGUUAUAUGUUCUUCAGAGUUACCUUCAGAUCGGAUCAGCAUGAAUGAGGUCAUUGUGGAUGUACAGGCAGUACAGAAUCAGUAUCUUGGGAUCGAAAUGUAA
Messenger RNA from Papaver somniferum (opium poppy), 1880 nucleotides. RefSeq names its product probable LRR receptor-like serine/threonine-protein kinase At3g47570. Gene Ontology annotation, molecular function: protein kinase activity; ATP binding; protein binding. The transcript is spliced from 2 exons. The coding region runs from base 9 to 1880 and encodes 623 amino acids. Gene Ontology annotation, biological process: protein phosphorylation. NCBI's taxonomy places the organism in Eukaryota, Viridiplantae, Streptophyta, Magnoliopsida, Ranunculales, Papaveraceae. The record is from RefSeq and is a predicted model, not a curated record.